Chlorella variabilis is the source of this 615-nucleotide messenger RNA. RefSeq names its product GTP-binding protein yptV1. Lineage: Eukaryota; Viridiplantae; Chlorophyta; Trebouxiophyceae; Chlorellales; Chlorellaceae. The transcript is spliced from 6 exons. The coding region runs from base 1 to 615 and encodes 204 amino acids. Gene Ontology annotation, molecular function: GTPase activity; GTP binding. The record is from RefSeq and is a predicted model, not a curated record.
AUGGCGCACCAGUCCGAGUACGACUUCCUCUUCAAGCUCCUACUCAUUGGAGACUCGGGCGUGGGCAAGUCGUGCCUGCUGCUGCGGUUUGCGGAUGACACCUACACAGAGAGCUACAUCUCGACCAUUGGCGUAGACUUUAAAAUCAGGACGGUGGAGCUGGACGGCAAAGUCAUCAAGCUGCAGAUCUGGGACACGGCAGGCCAGGAGCGCUUCCGCACCAUAACCAGCAGCUACUACCGCGGCGCGCACGGCAUCAUCGUGGUGUUUGAUGUGACGGACCAGGAGAGCUUCAACAACGUCAAGCAGUGGCUCAAUGAGAUUGACAGAUACGCAAACGAGAACGUGAACAAGCUGCUUGUGGGCAACAAGACUGACUUGACUAGCAAGCGCGUGGUGGACUUCAACACGGCCAAGGCGUUUGCGGACGAGAUUGGCAUCCCCUUCAUCGAGACCAGCGCCAAGAACGCGUCCAACGUGGAGCAGGCAUUUAUGACGAUGGCGGCAGAGAUCAAGAAUCGCAUGGCGCGCGAGCCUGCCGUCAACAAGUCCGCCAACACCAUCAGGCCGGGCGAGGGCAAGUCCAUUGCGACACAGAAGAGCAGCUGCUGCUGA